Messenger RNA from Pocillopora meandrina, 3292 nucleotides. NCBI's taxonomy places the organism in Eukaryota, Metazoa, Cnidaria, Anthozoa, Scleractinia, Pocilloporidae. The record is from the annotation of a GenBank genome assembly.
AUGAAGAAAAUAACAGACUUUUAUGCAAAGAAAUCAGGUAAGUUUGUGGUUCUUUUUCAAAAGAAGUAGUUUAAUUUAAUUCUAUAACACCAAAAACUGUUUUCAACAGCCAGCAUCCUCGACAUACCGUGUAAUUUAUAAACAAAGUGCAUGCGUUUUCCAUCAUGCCGCCAUCUUGCCAACUGACUGGCGAGAUAAUCAUUCCUUUCAAAUAUAAACAUUUUGCAGAUUCAGCGACUGACGAAUUAAGGUCUCAAGAAUCUGCGAGUAAUAAUGAAGGUAUUAACGAAGGUAAGCAGAAAUAAAACUGUCAUUAAAAUUUAUCAUGAUAAUAAGACUUAAUUAAUACUUCUCUAAAUGAACUGUCAUGAUAAAUACAGAAAGAAGCUGUUCUGCUCCUCCGAACAAGCUGCCAAAACUCAGCAACCCAGACGAUCAAGCUGGAGUGUCCGGGAUCGAAGGUAGAAAAUUCUAAUUUUUUUUUAUCUGAAUGUUAAACUUACAUUGACCAGUCCGAGAAAAAAAGUAUUUAUUCAAAUGAUGCAAGAAGUCUGGAGAAUUCCAAGUAAAACUGACUAGUAUUAAUUUCGUUUUGUACACAGCUUUGCCUGAUGAGGUAUUGGUCGAGGUGUUUAAAAACUUCUCCCUUAAAGAAAUGCUUAAAACAUUGUGCCUGGUCUCACGAAGGUGGAGGCACAUUGUAAACAAUAACAACAUCCUGUGGAGUUGCCUCCUUCUUGAUGAGUGGCACAUAACAUAUUUAAGUUAAGAACAAUUUAUGAACAUCAUGUCACACUCCAGUGGGUUCAGAUAUUUAUCCAUAAGAUAUAUCGAAAUGACAACAUCCGAAAUGAGGCUGGAAGCAUUACUAGGAAAUAGUAUAGAAUUUUCUAAACAUUUGAGAUAUUUGGAUUUAAGUGGACAACCGAUAUCAUCCCUUAAUUUCCUAUUGAUUGAGUCCUCUCCUCUUGAAACCUUGAUCCUUAAUGACUGUCAAAAAAUAGAUACCUGUUGUUGUACUGCUAUUUUAAAGCAAUUAAGAAAUCUUAGAAUAUUAUCGCUCGACCGAGUAGGAUUCACUGCCAAUCAAGUGGUAACAAUUACUGCCUCUUUAUGCUUAUUGAAUGUUCUGUGCCUGGUUGGUGUAAGCCUUGCGAGGGAAGACAUAAGACUGAUUUUGCAAAAAUUGAAUCACCUUCAGUUUUUUGAAAUAUCUUGCAGUUCUGAAGAUAAAGAACAUAUCUAUGCUCUAGGGGAAGAAUAUGACGUUAGUUUUGUUCGCCGCUAAGAGUAAAAAUAUGUUAUAUAACACGGUGGCCUAACAGUGUUGUGUUAUAGAAAAUAGUUUAUUAUAACAUUUACUGAAGGUCUAACCAAGACAUUUUGUAUCAGCAGGCUAUGGUAUUUUUUUUUAAUUUGUGUGUAUGACAACUUCAAAUAUUGUCAAUUGAAAUUUUGUCAAAUAAAAAGUAUUGAGGUUAUUUGAAGUAGGUAAGGGACUAACAUAUUAGGGGUUAUGAAUGUAUACAAAUAGUUGUUUUUAUAAAUUUUAGAUGUAGUUACAAAAGGCCCUGUGGCUGCCACUUCUGGUUCAACCACAGGCACAAAGAUCGAUUUGGGUACUGUUGUGAAAGCUGCUGAAGGCUCGUGGGGUGUUUUGAAGCGAUUACCGCAGGAAAUUACAGAUGAAAAAAGAAUGCAAUACCUUACGUUUCACUGGAAGCCUUCUGAGUCCGAUAUACUUCAUUCUCAUCAAGUUAUCAAAGGAAAGAAGACGUGGAAAAAUUCCUUUCAAUCCAAAUGGCUAAAACAGUUUCCAUGGCUUUGCUACAGUAACUUACUUGAAGGUGGUAUUUGUAGUCACUGUAUCUUAUUCCCUCACAAAGUUACCAAGGGAACAACACCAGGUGUAUUGGUCACAGCACCAUACCAGAAAUCGUACACUAAGGCACUUGGCAAGGAUGGCAUCCUCAACUGUCAUGAGCAAUCUGUGAUGCAUAAAUAUGCAACUGAACAGGCAGACCUCUUCAAACAAACUUUUGAGAAUCCUGACAGGUGUAGAGUAGAUUCCCAGCUGGCGACGUCCGUAGCCAAUCAAGCCACUGAGAACAAAGAAAUUCUACGACAGAUUGUUUUGGCUGUAGAGUUUCUGGCAAAGCAGAGUCUGGCCUUUAGAGGUCAUUGUGAUGAUCGUGUUGAUUUUUCUAGUUAUGAAAUUAACAGAGGAAACUUUGUUGCCCUGCUACAAUUACUGGUGAAAGGAAACGACUCUCUUCAGAAGCACCUCUUGUCAUCAAACAGACAAGCAAGAUAUACUUGCAAAACUAUCCAGAAUGAUGUCAUUCACGUGUAUGCGUCAAAAAUUAAGGAAAGGCUGAUAAAAGACCUAAGGACCAAGGACCUUCCUUUCACGAUUAUAGCAGAUGAGUGUACAGAUCCACAUUCAAACCAGGAAAUCUUAUCUUUAUGCUUGAGGUUUGUGGACCAGUCAACGCCAAACGAUCCUCAUGUCAAAGAAUGCCUAAUUAGUUUCAUGCACUUGGAACGAACAAAUGCCGCCAUGAUUUCAAGAAAGAUUUUGGAAUCUCUCUCUCACCCAUCUAUUUCUUUGGAUCCUAGCAACAUCCGUGGUCAGGCAUAUGAUGGAGCCUCCGUUAUGUCAAGUGGAAAGGAAGGAGUGCAGGCGAAGAUAAAAGAGACCAGACCAGCUCUUUACACGCAUUGCUAUUCUCACUGCCUGAACCUCUCCAUCGCAGCAACAUGCAAACUGCCAGAAGUGCGAAAUUUGAUAGGCCUGAUUAACGAGGCAUAUCUAUUUUUAAAUAACAGCCCAAAGCAGCAGCAGCUGUUUGAGUUGACACUGAAAGAAUACCUGCCUGAGAAUUCUCGCAGCAAGCUUCCAGGUCUUUGCAAGACACGCUGGGUGGAAAGACACACGUGCCUAGAUGUUUUCCUGGAAAUGUAUGAGCUCCUUGUCACCUUUCUAGAUGCAGUUAUUUCCCCCCACGAGUACCCACAUUUGAAAUCGUCUACUGGAAGCUGGAAUUGGGACAAAGAUACUAUCACAAAAGCCCAGGGACUGAAAGCCUGUUUGUUGACAUUCCAGAGUGUAGUGGUUUUCAUUACAACCAAGAAUAUUCUUGAUGAAGUUAAAGCUCUUGCAUCAAAGCUGCAGAAACAAGAUCAAGAUAUUUUUGAAGCUUACACAAUGGUUGACGAAGUAAUUGGAAACAUCAAGUCUGCUAGAAAAAACAUUGACUUGACUUUCAAGUCUAGUAAAAAGAAAUGUUAG